This is a messenger RNA of Momordica charantia (bitter melon), 1559 nucleotides long. The record is from RefSeq and is a predicted model, not a curated record. NCBI's taxonomy places the organism in Eukaryota, Viridiplantae, Streptophyta, Magnoliopsida, Cucurbitales, Cucurbitaceae.
UGGACCGCGAUGAGGCUGUUUUUUCCUCGGCAGGCGUCCUUUGUUUUACAUCAGAACCCGACGGAACCAACCGUUAAGGUCCUACCGCGGGAAAAACUCCGAACGAGCGCUCGCGGUCGGUUGACUACUUGCCACUCGACUCCAUUUCCGUUCGAGCUCGGGUUCUGAUUCGCUGGGAUCUAAGAAAGCGGAAAUUACCUCAACAUCACAAUGAAGGCACUUAUUCUUGUUGGAGGAUUUGGAACACGUUUGAGGCCAUUGACCCUCAGUGUCCCCAAGCCACUUGUCGACUUUGCUAAUAAACCCAUGAUCCUGCAUCAGAUAGAAGCUCUCCAGGCUAUUGGAGUGGAAGAAGUAGUUUUGGCAAUCAAUUAUCAGCCAGAAGUAAUGUUGAAUUUCUUGAAAGAUUUUGAGAAAAAGCUCGGGAUCAAGAUCACAUGCUCUCAGGAAACAGAACCACUUGGAACAGCUGGCCCUCUGGCCCUUGCAAGGGACAAACUAGUUGACGCUUCAGGUGAGCCAUUUUUUGUCCUCAAUAGCGAUGUUAUCAGUGAGUACCCACUUAAGGAAAUGAUUGAAUUUCACAAGAGUCAUGGAGGAGAGGCUUCAAUCAUGGUAACCAAGGUGGAUGAGCCGUCCAAAUAUGGCGUGGUGGUCAUGGAAGAAUCUACAGGGAAAGUUGAGAAAUUUGUGGAGAAACCUAAACUAUUUGUUGGCAACAAGAUCAAUGCUGGAAUUUACCUGUUAAACCCCUCUGUCCUGGAUCGAAUUGAACUGAGGCCAACAUCAAUUGAGAAGGAAGUGUUCCCUAAAAUUGCAGCAGAGCAAAAGCUUUAUGCAAUGGUACUGCCAGGGUUUUGGAUGGACAUUGGGCAGCCAAAGGAUUAUAUUACAGGACUAAGACUCUAUCUAAACUCCUUGAGGAAAAAUUCUUCAUCGAAGUUAGCGGUUGGGUCUCACAUUGUAGGGAAUGUUCUGGUGGACGAGACUGCUAAAAUUGGUGAAGGAUGCCUGAUUGGGCCGGAUGUUGCCAUUGGUCCUGGUUGUGUUGUUGAGUCAGGAGUUAGGCUAUCUCGAUGUACCGUAAUGCGGGGCGUGCGCAUCAAGAAGCACGCUUGCAUAUCCAGUAGCAUCAUAGGCUGGCAUUCUACUGUCGGCCAAUGGGCACGCGUAGAGAAUAUGACAAUAUUAGGAGAAGACGUUCAUGUGGGUGAUGAAGUCUACAGUAAUGGUGGAGUUGUGCUGCCGCACAAGGAAAUCAAAGCUAGCAUUUUGAAGCCUGAAAUAGUUAUGUAAAGGAGUGUAUUUGCAAAUUAGUCUGAAUCCUUUUUUGAGAGCAAAAAUCGUUGGUCGUGAGUGGAUUUUACUAGUUUCUUUCUUCGUCUUCAUGGGCGCAGCAUAUUGUUAGUGUCUGCUAGUUUAAGUUCUGUGAGUGAAGGGUUAAUCUCAUUUAUCAAGGGCGUUUCUUGUCAUGUUUAUGAUCUGUAAUAUUUUUGUGUAUAUAGGGAAAAUAAGUUAUCAAUUUCUUUUCCUAAAGAUUCUUUCCUUCAUCUUCUUGA